AUGCGGGAAGGCGUAAUACCAGUUGCCCGAAACGACGUCCCUCGUCGCCUAGCUCCAGGCCGACUUUUUCCUCCUCCUCUUCCUCCCCCUCUCCCUUCACAGCACGUCUCUAUCAUCAACAUCGCUCCCUUUUGGCACAGCGUUGGCGCAGAUGGUCUAGCAGUCGUUUGUCACCCUCUCUCUUGGAUAUCUGCUUUUUCGCAGUAUCUGCUCUUCUUCUUGGGCAUUACAAUAGCUCCUGUAUCCUUUGGUAGCACCCACAGAGAAGCCCCAGCGCACCAGCUUCGUCCGCACCAGCUUCUUCUUCUGCCUCUCUUACUGCAGAGCACAGCCAAGAUGUACGUCAGCUCUAUGCUGGGAGACUGUGACGCCAAUACUGGUGGGGGUCGCACUUCGCGGGCGUCAAACAUGUCAGCAACGAGCAGAGUCUCCGAUCACCCGCAGCAGCAGCAACAAGGCCAGGAUGCGGGCAGGUCUGAUCUUCUCUCAGCUGCGGCUCCAGGUGUCAUGUCCAUGCUCCGCACAUCGACAGAGAUGGGUAAUGUUGCGAGCCUCACGGGCAGCGAGCUGUCAGGUGUGGGUAGCCUGCCUCGAGCUCCGCCACGCCGCGGUGCAUCGAGCAGACUGUCAACCACAUCCUCGCACUCCAAUCACUCUGGUCAAGUAAGCAGACAACAUAGACAGCGGCCCUCGCAAUCCUCUGGGACACGGCGAUUAAGUGCUCGAGAGCCCAUGGGACUGCAGUAUGUUGCUGAUACCCUCUCACCCACCGUCAUGAACAUACCUGGCUCUUCCCCCUUGGUCCCAAGAGCCGGCAACAGAGACUCGAAUCGCUCCAUGUCGAUGACGCACAUGAGCCAUCCGACGUACAGGCUUUCGAGCAACCGAUCUCUGGGCAGCCUGCGCCAUGAGCAGAUUCAGCGUUCCAGGAGUCCGUAUGUAUAUCCGACUAGACUUCGGAGGCCUAGCUACCGUUCAGGGUCGCCAGCAUUGAGUGAAGUUUCUGGGAACUAUCCGAGGCGUACACUGGGCUAUGGUGGCCCAAGUGGCUCCGCGUACUACUCCCAGCAGUACGCAAGCGGCCACCCGGUGCAAAACCCAGGCCAGCAGAGACUCAGGAUGCCGUCUGAUACCAGUUCUGGACAGCAAGAUAGGAUGUACCACCUGCACCACCGCCCCAGCCGUGGUCCAUCUCCAGUCUACUACCCUGGUUCUCGUCCAAACAUGCCGCCGCCUCUGCCAGCAGGCUAUCAGCACAACAUCGCUAUCGAACAAGCUCGCAUGCUAAACAGGUCUACCAAAGGAUCCAUGUCCAGUGGCUCGACCAACUUGCGCACCGAUUCGGAUCCACCUUCAUCUGACAUGGCCUUGCCACCAACACCAAAGGACGGCGCCUCUGGGGAGGUCAUGUUCGGCCCAGAAAGCGCACAAAUCGGCGUUAAUGGCGUCCAUAGUAUUGUCAAUGGUCGGGGCUACAGUCGAACAAUAUACUACGACGGUAGCGAGCAGUUUGAAAACGAACAACCUGCGGCGCUCAAGGCCGAUCCUACAGCAUUUGUGUCCCGCUACAACACCAUCAUGGAAGAAAAGGGGCCUCUUGAAUCUAUAUCGAGGACAAGUGCCCCAUAUAAGAACAAGACGUCAGUCGAGUUUACGCGCACUGAAGUACCCGGCAUGGCAGAGCUUCCAGCGUCUCCCGUACCUCGCCGGAUCACAAGAGGUCAGGUCCUACAAGCAUUGGAACCGUCUUCGACUGUUGGAGACGUGACGUCGACUGUCCCAUCUUCAGAUUUCAGAAGCAAAUCUGCAUCUCUGCAUUCUGACGACCUCCCAGCGAGGACCAGCCCUUUGAACACUAGCACGGCCGAAGCUUCUCUCCAUCCCAACAAUCGUGAUGGUCAUCGACACAGUAUCUUGUCCCAGACAGGAUCGAGUGUUCUAGACUCAUCGACACUCGAGUUCGCUGUGCGAUAUUCCAUACCCAUGGCCACAGGCGCAGGCUUUGCAGCCAGCAGUCCAUCUGUUCCUAACAGUGGUGCUUCAGCAUCUACUAGUCGAGAAAAGAGCAGCGAGGAUGGCAUGUUGGAACUGCUGGCUGGUUACCAGCACACGGAAACCAAACAUGAGGGUGAUGUCAUGUCGCAAAAGGGAAAUAUGCCCAAGAAGUCUUCCACGGCUGAACAUGGCGCGAAUAGAGCAAGAUCUUCAGAGGAGCAGUCCUUCAAGUCUUGCACAGAUCUUCCUGAACCACUGUCGGAGCCAGGUACGCCUGUUGGAAGCAAGAGUCGUAUUGUUGAAUCUGUCAAGUCACGGGCUGACAGGAGAGAGCCAUCCAUAAAGGAUUCAGAUGCACGCUCUUUCAGCACAGCCAAGGUUGCUGUCACUCCCGACCAGGCCACCUUAUUGCUGCCCUCGAGAGUUCCAGCAUCCAAUCUUUCUACUGUCGCUGUUCUCUCCAGCGCGUCAGCCUUUGAAGCACCCUUGUCAAGUCCUUCUCCAGCCGUUCUUCGCAAGCCACUCCCAAGCUCACAAUCAAGCUUCAUAGCGAUUGCGAAUAAGCUACGGCCUAGUUCGAAGCCAAGCAUCAAGCAGAAUUCCCUCUCCAUAUCAGUUUCGGGUUCUUCGUCUACACUGAGCGCAACUCAGCAACCACCUACUGUUCCACCGAGAGAGUCCAGCUCUUCUAAGGAGGCACAGCGUUUCCAAGCUACAGCUUCUUUUCUCAUGCGUCAAUUCCCAUCUCUCCGAACUAAAGGUUGGAAGCAGGACAAGGACACUGACAAUUCUGAAGCUAGCCCAAAGGAGGUUGUUGCUCAAACCUCUACUAAGGGCAAGCAUGAGCCUUGUGAUGAAUCGUUCUCUUCUGAUUUGCCUGUAAGUGAGAUAAAGACACCCGAAAAGACUCUUAGCCAAGGCAAUGUACCGCUGACCGGAAAGGAUCGCCCUUCCUCAUUGGAGUCGACUUGCAAUCCACCUGGAGCGUCGGGCCUUUUUCCGUCAGUAACCGAAGAGCAAUCCGUUGCGAGCAGCCCCUUUCCUCCAUACUAUGAGCCUUCAUCGGUUUAUUCGCCCCAGGAUGCAUCCCUUCCACUGCGCGCGUCUUCAUCCCCGGCUGCUGUGUCCCCUCCAGAGAAUAUUCGAAGGCAGAGUCAGGUUACCACACAUCUGGUAUGGCCCGGACACAAGUCUCUCAAUAUGCAUUCCGCAAGUGGUGCCGAGCCCCAAGUUCCAUGGUCCAAUAUCCAAGAGAAUACCACAACCGACCUCAGGCUGUCAGGUUAUGGGUACAAGUACCCAGGUCCUGCACAUCACCUUCCCGACGUCAAGGAAGAGUCACACGAGGAUUCAAGCCUUAACACGAGCGCGACUAACUUGAAAAAUUCAAACUUUCGUUUUCCGUAUGGGGUCCCGCCGCUAUUAAGGGCGUCGGUCGACGGUUCGCUCAUGACGCCACAGAGGUUAUCAACAGGUUCGCAUCAGCCGGGUAUUGUUGAUAGCGCGCUUGGACAGACACGUGGCUUGCCUUCGAUGCACUUCAGCCAAAUGAAUUUGAUUGAAAAGUGGAACGAGGAGCUUGGCCUUCAGAGGUCUGAAUUGUUGGAGGAUGUAUCGGGAGAUUCGGAGAAAAGGGAGAACGAUAAUCCGCGGCGACCUGUUUCGUCGAGUGAAGUACGCGAGAAGUUCCGCAGCUUCGUCGCAGGGCUGGAGAAGAAGCUCGAGCUGACUGAAGGAAUUUCGCAGCCUACAGAUCAAGUGAAUCAGGUCGCAUUGAGGGGUACCCGCUCCCCCGAGCAAAUCAUCGCCGAGAUUGAGAGUUUGACUAUCCCAUCUGUUGGUGGACUUACACAGCGCAUCUCAGAACUCUUGCCAUCACUGCGAGAGUACUAUCAACUCGGAGAGCAUGGGGAUUUCCCUGAAGAGGAGAUCAUCAUUGAGAAGGCCAUGCAGAAGCUCGCCGAAGUUGCACCUACCCAGAAGCGUUCUUCAGCUCGGCUGCGACCUGUGCCUGGCUCUCCUAACAUGAUUGUCAUUAACGAUGCAGUCUUCGAGGAGCUCACGGGCAAGGACAAGGGAGGCGCUGGUACUGGCACAGAUAGUGAUAAGCUAGUGGAAGGCAGCUGUGUUGUUGCUAGGCCAAGCUCAAAACAACAGGGUCAGGACGACAUUCACACGCAAACACGUCAAGUCACGUCCCUAGUUGAGCUUGAAAAGCCUUCGCCUGUCCGCCUCCGCCCCCGAUCUUACACUGUUGGUCCACAAGCAAUACGCCCCUCGUCUGAUUCAGAUUUGUCCUCGAGAAGGUCAUUGAGGUCUGUUGCUAGCACACCCAACGCGACCAACUCACGACCUUGGAACACCGACAAGAACUGGCCUUGGGCAUCAGCCACCGUGCCUUCUCUCGACAUCUCACUACCCCCGCCAGCAGCUACUCGAGACUCACCUCGUCACGGUCCGUCGCACCUCCGCAACAGCCUCUCUGGCGCCGUAACCGCGAGCUCUUUCUUGUCAGGACAGACAGCCACAGCUUCGCCUUUUGGAUCUGCCAGUGACAAUGCCCACGCACGUCAACACCGCUUCAGCGCAUUUGGUCACAACGUCGAUCAACCUCACGCAGUUGGAGAGCGUUAUCCAACAUCUGCCUUGACCCCGCCCACCGCCAUCUUCAGGGACCACUUCACGCCCUCAGACACCUCGGACGACGAAGACUUCAAUCCUUCGCGCAAAAGCAGGCUUGGGCUUCGAAAGCGCUUCUCCUCCGCUCGCAGCGCCAAGGCCGAUCAGAACAGCCAGGCCACUCGAAGCAAGACAAACCUGCAGGAGCUCGCAUCUCCCGAGUCGCACAAGCCAACUUCGACCUCAAUUGUAGAGGACAACGCUGCUGAAGCCGAAGCCUUUACCUCUCACCGACACACGUUCCGCGACGCCGAAGGCAUGCGAGGUAGCGUCUUCAAGAUGUCGCUUCGUCAGUACUCGACCGACAUUAAGGCGAACAUUGAGAUGGGCAAAGUCACGUACGCCUGUCACCUCAUCGCCUUCGAGGCCGUGUUCCGCCGUCACUGGUUCAUGGACGACGGUGUCCCGAUGGACGAAGGGUUCAUUGAUGCCGACUGUCCCCCCUGCGUCCCCUUCAACACGUUCGCCCCUGGCACCCCCGUUCCUCUCGGCUGGGUCCCCACUCGCAAUGGGGCCUACUGGGAGAGCGGGAGGUCCCAGGGUGAUCGAAUCCGUUAA
Molecule: messenger RNA, 5232 nt
Organism: Plenodomus lingam JN3
Lineage: Eukaryota; Fungi; Ascomycota; Dothideomycetes; Pleosporales; Leptosphaeriaceae
Source: RefSeq, a predicted model, not a curated record